Helobdella robusta is the source of this 2807-nucleotide messenger RNA. RefSeq lists its product as hypothetical. Lineage: Eukaryota; Metazoa; Annelida; Clitellata; Rhynchobdellida; Glossiphoniidae. The transcript is spliced from 2 exons. The record is from RefSeq and is a predicted model, not a curated record. The coding region runs from base 207 to 2807 and encodes 866 amino acids.
UAUUUUCAGGCAAAUUUCGUUAAAAUAAUCUCCAAAUAAUUAAUUCAUUUAAUUAUUUAUUGAAAAUUAUUAUUUGGAUUAUUUUUUAAUUUAAAUUUCUGAUUAUAUAAAUGACGUGUUAGGUGUCAAUUCGUCACGAGCUUGCGGUUACACACGCACACAGGUAGCUUCUUAGAUAAAAAUCACAUCCAACAAACACAUAAAAAAUGUCUGAAAUUGUUGAUCCUGAGUCUAGUAAAUCAGUACCUGUGACUGGGGAACAUGAGACAGCAGGCAUUCACACAUCUCCAAAAACAGUGCAUAACAAAAGUCCUGAUUUGAACACUCCUAGUAGAAGGAUAGAUGUUAGUGAAGGUGCAAAAGUAUCAGUUGAGAAUGUGAAAUUCGAAUUAGUUUCAAACCAGGCAAGUAAAAUGCAUCAAGUUUUUAGUGGGGAUGAUGUUGUCAUAACAGCAACAUCGGUGUCAUCAGCAACAGCAGCAGAUGAUGUCAUUAAUGAACAAACAUUACUAGACUCUCCAACAGCCAUACCAAUAUCCAAAAAUGUUGAUGAAAAUGUUGACUGCGUUAUUAGCAAUGAGGGAAUAACAUCAUCAACAACAACAACCACAACCACAACAACAACAACAACAACAAACAUAUCAGAGCACGAUACACUGGCAAUACACGACACAGUCAUAAAUUCAGAAUUUAAUUUAACACAGGAUAACUUAAAGCUAGCAUCAUUACCAUCAUCAUCAUCGUCUCCUCUAAAAGUAUCAUCAUCAUCACCACCGCCACAAACAUCAUCAUCGUCACCAUCAGUACCAUUAUCAUCAUCUAAUAAUGUUAUUCCCCAAGUUCAGUCAUCGUCGAAAUCCUCAUCACCAUCUCAUUAUGUGGUAACGUCAUCAUCGACACCGCCGUCAUCAUCAUCUUCAGCAGCAGCUCCAUCGUCGUCGUCGUCGUCAACUGUAACAGCAAUACAAAUGCCUUCCAAUGUUGAUCAAGUAGUUGUUAAUAAUGUCAAAAUGAGUGAUGCAACUAUCUUAACAACAACAUCUACUGCAGCUUCAGAAGCUACCACACCAGCAGUUACAGUCGCAACUACAGCUACAACAGCAGCCGUAGUGGCUACGCCAGCAAUAACCGCAAUUAUAUCAGAUGAUCUGCAAAUUGAAAAUGUUAAUGAAGUGAUAAAAACGUCUGAGAAUAGCAGUGUUGUUGCUGAUGAUGUUGCAGUGACAAUUCUUCAUAGUAGUCGAAGCAACGACAUUGAAAGCAUAACUAAAUUAGUUAAUACCCAAGUCUCCUCUACAACAACAAACUCAACAACGACAACGAAUGACGUCACUACAACGACAACAGAUGGCGUCACAGCAGCAGCAACAGAUGACGUCACAGCAGCAGCAACAGAUGACGUCGCAGCAGCAGAAACAGGUAAUGUCGUUAUUCUAACUACAGCAUCAUCACCAGUAACAACAACAACAGCAACAACAACAUUACCAAUAACAUCAGAACCAUCGGUUGUGUCGUCGUCGGCAGUUGAAAAUGUUGCAGCUGGAGUAGCGGUGGCGGUAACGACAACACCGACAAGGACAACACAUUUGAAUGAAAUUCAGGUAGAUAAAGCUGUUGAUGAAAGAACUGUUGUUGCUGGGGUUUCUACUGAAGGAGAAGAAGAAAUUAAAUUUAAUAUAAAUGCCGUUGUUGUUGAAAAUAUUGCCAACAACACCAGCGACAUCAGUAGCAACAACGGUAACUUCACUGGCGACCAGUUAGGUAAAGAUGGAGAAGUUGUCAAUGGCGUUGAUGAUCUACAUAAGGAUGCAUUCAUUAGCAACGACAACGUCAUCAAUAGUAAUCUCACUAAUAAUUAUAACGAUAACAAUAAUGAUAGUUGCGAAAUUUUGAAGCCACUAUCAUCGCCACCACCAGCAGCAGCAGCAACAACAACUGCAACAUCAGCAGCAGCUGAAGCAGUAACGGCAGCGGACUCGUCUUCAUCGACGACAACAGUAACAGACACACAGGUAACUGUUACUAUGAAGGAUAUCUUAUCAAUUUUGUCAGACCAAAAAGUUCCAGCAGCAAUAAUCUCAUCAACAGUUGCCGCAACGGCAGCAGCGACAACGGCUUCAACUUCAACAUCACCAGAUACAGCAACAUCAUCUUCGUCGAUUGCAAGCACAUCAUCUUCAUCAGAUGCAGCAGUAGCCACAUCGCCAUCAAUUGAGGCAACAUCAACGACAACAUCGUCAGUUACGGAAACAGCAGCUGCAGCUGCAAUGACAUCAUCUUCACCAGUUGCAGCAACAAUAGCUGCUGCACCAGUAACAACAAUUGUCACAGAUACUGAACAAGCUGUCAAAAACCAACAACAGAACGCCAACAACAACAGCAUCCAACAACAACGUGAUUUGAACACAGCAACAACGACAUCAACAACAACAUCAACAAAACAAUCAUUAUUGUUCCCAGGGAAAACACAGCUUGAAGAAUUAGUGAAAAAGUUUACUAGCAACAACAACAGCAUGGAUAGUAAAACAAAAUUUAAAUUACUCAUGGAUCUAGUAUAUGCCGUUGAUAGCAACAAGAGUACUGCAACUGCUGCUGCAACCACCGCUACUGGCGAUAAAGACGUGUUGCUGUUGUUUAAUAAUCGAGAUAUUGUUUCAAUAGUUCUUGGACUGGUUAGUGUUAUAAACUUGUUGAUGUUGUUGAUGUUGUUGUUGAUGCUGUCGAUGUCGAUGUUGUUGAUGUUGAUGUUGUUGUUAGAAGAUUUUUGUGGGGGAGCAUAUUUUGGCCUUAUAUUGAACAUUUGCUGA